AUUUGCAUGAUUUGGCAAGCCAAGUUCUGGCUUUCGCUCAGGCCCUGGCCCUGGGCCCGGGGCCUUUCAAGUUUCAGUUCCACUGUUCCAGAAUCAAAUGCUUUCAAAUGCUGAAGUUGGAAGCAGUGCACAGGUAUAACCCGUCUGAGCAGCUUGGCAGCUUGCUGAUGCAGCAGGAUGGCGCACUCAGCAAUGCAUACCUUGUCCGGAGCAGGGCAGCUGGUGACCACUACUCAUCGCUGGGGGGCAUUGCAAAGUGGCUUCACUGGCAGUGAGAGGCUUGGAGGUACACCAUUCCUCUGCCGGACACAGAGACGAAGCUUGUCACGGGCCAGGCAUUGGUUUCCUUGUCGGGCGUCUGCUUCGGAAGUGGAGCAUGGUGCCCUCCCGGUGGGGCGGCGACUAGUGUCGACCGGAGCGCUUUUUGCAGCCCUGGCAGGUGCAUCUAUUGGGGCCCAGCCCGCAUCAGCAGCAUCUAGAGCCAGGGCCGCGAGAAACGUCAAAGUGCCCGAGGACCAGUAUACAACUCUCCCAAAUGGCUUGAAAAUUUUUGAUGUAACGGUCGGUUCUGGAGCAACCGCAACGAAGGGAGAACGGGUGGCAGUGCACUACGAUGUCAAGUGGAAGGGGGUCACCUUUUCAACGAGCCGCAUGGGGCAGGGAGUAACAGGUGGCACGCCUUAUGGGUUUGACGUAGGGGCUUCUGAAACCGGACUGGUGUUGAAAGGUCUAGACUACGGGGUUGAAGGUAUGCGAGUUGGAGGUCAGAGGAAGCUCCUCAUCCCCCCAGAGUUGGCAUAUGGCAAGAGAGGAGUCCAAGAGAUUCCACCUGAUGCAACCUUGGAGGUUGACGUUGAGUUGCUGAGCAUCAAGAAGAACGCCUUUGGGACGCAAGUGAAACUUGUGGAAGGGUAGGCGAAACAGUUCUUAUGCGGGACUGAGUCAUUGUGCAAGGGUUGCCAUAAAAGGUUCCUGCUGCUCCAGAUGUACAUCCAACCCAAACAAAACCUUGAGAUGUUGCCUUUGAAAGCGUCGUUGUUUUGGUGUUCCAAAAAAUCUACAGUUUGAAACCAUUCCGAAUCUUGUUACUCCUCUUUAUAUCACCCUAUCAAGCUUGAAGGGGAGCUUGAUGAGUCGUGG
Molecule: messenger RNA, 1140 nt
Organism: Klebsormidium nitens
Lineage: Eukaryota; Viridiplantae; Streptophyta; Klebsormidiophyceae; Klebsormidiales; Klebsormidiaceae
Source: the annotation of a GenBank genome assembly